Messenger RNA from Vespa crabro (European hornet), 5185 nucleotides. RefSeq names its product adenylosuccinate lyase (gene Adsl). The transcript is spliced from 6 exons. Gene Ontology annotation, biological process: 'de novo' AMP biosynthetic process. Gene Ontology annotation, cellular component: cytosol. Lineage: Eukaryota; Metazoa; Arthropoda; Insecta; Hymenoptera; Vespidae. Bases 120 to 1559 code for a protein of 479 amino acids. The record is from RefSeq and is a predicted model, not a curated record. Gene Ontology annotation, molecular function: (S)-2-(5-amino-1-(5-phospho-D-ribosyl)imidazole-4-carboxamido) succinate lyase (fumarate-forming) activity; N6-(1,2-dicarboxyethyl)AMP AMP-lyase (fumarate-forming) activity.
CUCUUAUUUCAGUCUAUUGGUUGAUCGCGUGUAGUUAUAUUACGUUCGAUAAUUUUCGUGUUUUUGCUGACUCCAAGGAUCUUUUUUGUUAUCUUUAAAUAUUUUAAAAUAUUAUCGAAAUGGAAACAAACGAGUACAGUGAUUAUCGAAGCCCAUUAGCAACGAGAUAUGCGUCGAAGGAAAUGCGGUACAACUUCAGUGAGCAAAAAAAAUUCAGCACGUGGCGAAAACUCUGGGUCUACCUUGCAAAAGCUGAGAUGCAAUUGGGAUUGGCUAUUACUCAAGAGCAAAUCAACGAAAUGGAGACACACAUCGAUAAUAUCGAUUUCGAAGCAGUUACCAAAGUAGAAAAAGCUACCAGACAUGACGUAAUGGCUCAUGUUCAUGUCUUUGGGAAGCAGUGUCCUAAAGCAGCACCUAUCAUUCAUUUGGGUGCUACUAGUUGUUACGUUGGUGAUAAUACGGAUCUACUGGUACUUCAUGAAGGAUUUCAAAUUCUUUUACCUAAAUUGGCAAAAAUCAUACAAAAUCUUUCCAAAUUUGCCACAGAACAUGCGUAUGUUCCAACAUUAGGAUUCACCCAUUUACAACCAGCUCAACUAACGACAGUUGGUAAAAGAGCUUCUCUUUGGCUUCACGAUUUACUGAUGGACGAAAGAGCUCUUUUACGUGCAAAAAAUGAUCUAAAGUUUCGUGGUGUAAAGGGUACGACAGGAACUCAGGCGUCAUUUCUUCAAUUGUUCGAUGGUGAUUCUGAAAAAGUGAAGCAAUUAGAUGCUCUAGUAACAAAGAUGGCUGGAUUCGAAAAGCAUUAUGCUGUUACAGGACAGACGUAUAGUAGAAAAGUAGACGUGGAAUGUUUGAUCGUUUUAAGUUCAUUAGGAUCUACUGUUCACAAGAUUUGUACCGACAUCAGGCUGCUAGCGAACAUGAAAGAGUUAGAAGAACCAUUCGAGAUGACUCAGAUAGGAUCAAGUGCCAUGCCGUAUAAGAGGAAUCCGAUGCGUUCCGAAAGAUGUUGCAGUAUUGCACGUCAUUUAAUAACACUGUGCAGUAAUGCAUUUCAAACCGCAGCUACUCAAUGGAUGGAAAGAACGCUAGACGAUUCAGCUAUACGUAGAAUAACUCUUUCUGAAGCUUUCCUUUCAGCGGAUGUCAUUCUUAUGACGUUACAAAACAUCACGGAAGGUUUAGUAGUAUAUCCCAAGGUCAUUGCAAAACACGUUGCUCAGGAAUUACCUUUUAUGUGUUCUGAAAAUAUUAUAAUGGCUAUGGUGAAAGCUGGUGGCGAUAGACAAAUAUGCCAUGAAAAAAUUCGAGUACUAUCGCAAGAAGCUGGAGAUCAGGUAAAGCAACAUGGCCUCGACAAUGAUUUGAUUGAUAGAAUUAAAAGAGACCCAUACUUUGAACCAAUAAUUAGUCAACUCGAUGAUUUGUUAAAUCCUUCAACCUUCGUUGGUAGAGCUCCCGAGCAGGUUAUCGAGUUUAUCAAGGAAGAAGUUCAUCCUGUUCUUAAAAAAUAUAAAUACAUGAGCGGUCCGGUUGAACUUAACAUUUAAGUAACACAUCAUUUUAAUAUAAUUUUGUUAUCGUAGAGAAUUAAAUAGUUCUACAAUUUUUAUACAAUUGUUAUAUAGGAGAAAAUUUUUAAUUUCAUAUAUUUUAAAGAAAUAUAUAAAGGAAAUAUUCAAGAAUUUGACUAAAAAUCAAUUGUUUUAGUAUUAAGAAGAUCAUUGAGCACAUAAAGAAGCAUAUUUAUAGUAAGAACAAUAAGAAAUCACGCUUUUAAUAUCCAGAAAAAAAAUUUAUCAUUCUUGUAAAUAUUAAUCAUUGCGCCUAGAAACAUCCAACCAUCCAUACCAGUCCAUCAAUAAUAUCCCGUACAAAAGUCAAUAAGUAUCAAUAAGAAACUUCAACUGCUGUACUUGACAAAAGAUUAAAAUUUUAUAUUACAUGUAUUAUCAAUUAUAUUGUAUUGCCUAUUUUCUGCCAUUCUUUGUAAUAUAAAUAAUUAUAACAAAUGUAUAAAUGCUCUUUGAAUGUUAUUAAUAGAAUAUAUUAGUUGAAGGUGCUUAAUAUACCUGACUUUUUAAAUAAGUUCUUUUUUUUUAAAGAUAAGCGUCUAAGAAAUAAAUAAUUAUAUAUGAGAAUGAAAGAGUUUUUUAUUUUAAUUCUCUUCUGCAAAAUGCCAUUGAAAAACUUAUGCAACAGCAUAAGUUAUUUUUAAAGAAAGGAAUGUCAUUGAAAUGAACGUUCGAAAUAUUUUUUUUUUUUCAUAUUUCUAUUGUUUUUUGCAGAAAGAACAGAAUACUGUUUAUACAAGAAGAUAUAAGAUUUUUUGUUCGUAUUCAUUGAGAUUUCAAAUUUAUAAAGUAUUUUAGGAAAGGAAGGAACAGGCGCAUCGUUCACAGCCAAGCUAGGCUUUAAAAUUUAAAUUCAAUAAAAUCACUUUUUAAUCUUAUGUUUACAAAUUCAAUUUGUUUAUGUUGAUUAUUUGUUUCUUUUUACUUGACAAUCUUCUCGUCAACUUAACAGUCGUGAUAGCAAAGACAAAUAAAGCGACGAAGAGAAACGGAAAGAUGAAAAUUUUUACAAGAGUUUAUAAAUUGAAUAUUUACAAAUUGAAAAGAAGUUAAAGAGACAGAAAAGCGAAGUUUUUUUAAAAGAAAGUGAAACGCAGUAGAAAGUAAGUAAAGGAAAAUAAUAGAUAAUGAAGAAGUGAAGAGAUAUUGAAAAAGACCGAAUGUUUUAUUUAAAAAAGGAAAAGAAAUAUUUAUAAUAAAUUUGUUUCGCAGAUAUUGAAUAAAUUAUGCAUAAUCUCUGUAUACAGAUUCGCAGUUGUAAAAUCAGAAAGAAAUGACAGAUACAUAUGUAAUGGCAAUGAUGUGCUAUAGUACAAUAGAUAAGCUAUGACGAAAGAUGAUACAAAGAAUAGUGACAUAUAAAUGAUAGAACAUAUAUCAUAAUCACAGUGCAUAGGAAACCCAUGUUUUCACUAGAUUUUGUACAGAGUGAGUAUUAAUAGGUGGGAAAAGUAGACUAGAAAAAGAAAGGAUAUAGUAAAUGAUUUUAAGAUAAAAGACGAAAAUGAUCGACUUUCUUCUAUGCCCAUUUUUACAUUUUUUUUUUUUUUUUUUUUUUAUUCUUUUGAUUUAUUUUUAAAGAAAUAUUAGAAUAUAGUACAAAUGUGCGUGAUAAAACACACAGUUAAAUUUCAUACUAUCAUCAUUCGUUGAAUUUUAGGCAGUAGAGGAAUAUAAGAGAAAGACAGAUAAAAAGAGAGAGAGAGAUAAAGGAAAAAAGAAAAAUGAAAUGUACAAAGACAAGAAUUGAUUUACGAAAAGAGAAGAAAUUGAGCGUUAAAGAAAAGAAAGUAAUGAUCACAGUGUUCAGUUUUAUAUUGCUUAAUAGAAAGAAACAAAGUAUUGAAAUACAGAUAUAGCAAUAGACUAGAAAUGAUGUUGCACUCUUGUAAAUAGAUCAGAAAAGAUUAGAAAGAGAAGAUAGGAAGAAAAAAAAGAGACAGAAACAUAAAAGAAAAGAUGAAAAGAUAGAAACAUAAAAGAAAAGAUGAAAACACAGAAACAUAAAAGAAGAGAUGUAAAGACAGAAACAUAAAAGGAAAGGACAAAAUGAAGUGAAAAAAAUAAGAAAAGGACCAAAGAAAAAGAAAAUAAAGAAAAAGAUAGAAUAUAAGAGAAAGAAAAAGAAGAAAGGAGAAAUUAUAAAUUCAGAGAUAGAAUUAAUCAGAAUAUAGAAAUAGAAAAAACGCAAGUAAUAUGAUAGAAACAGAUUAAAAAAGAUAUAGAACGAAAUGAAAGUAGAUUUAGAAAGAAAGAGAAAUUUGUACAAAAUAAGUUGACAGACACAAAUAUUUCAUAGAAGUAUUUUCAAGCUUUUGAGUACAAUGAGAAAAAAGUAAAAAUGAAAAUGAAAGAAGAAGAUAGAAAAAAAAAGAUAAGAAAAUGAAUAAUUCAUAAAUAGAUAUACUAUUUCACAAAGUAUACAAAAGAAAUUAUUUCAAGAAAGUUUUAGAAAAAAGAUGGAGGAAUAUACAAGCAGAACAGAGAAACAGAGGAAAUAAAAUAAAAGCUUUUAUUUAUAAUAUAGUAAGUAAUAUAGUAAGAGAGUUAAAUAGUUUGAAAAAAGUAAUUUGUAGAAAAUAAAGAAUAAGUAAAAUAGUAAAGAACAUAGAAUAGGAACGAGAUUAAGAAACGAUGUGAUGAGAGAAUUAGUGAAGAGAAAAAUUAAGAAGUAAUUAGAAAAAUAACAUAUCUUUGAAACGAUAGUUCAGGUACAGUAGUAAGAAAUAGAAGUUUGUACAAUGAGAAAAUUAAUAUACAGACUUAAAGAAAAAAUGCGUUUUAGAGAUCUUUAAAGGAAACUUUACAGAAAUUAAAGUUGAAAAGAAAAUUGAGAGAAAAGAGGAAGUUUAAGAAAGAAAAUGUAAGUAGAAAAUAGUAGAAAGUAGUAUAUCGAAAUGAAAUUCAUAUUGGCAAGAUCAAGCAACAAAUCUUGAGUUUGAUAAUACUGAUAUGUUGAUGGCAACGAAAGAUAAAGAAUGGAAGAAAUAAAAGUGAAAAUCGUUAUAGAAGAUUAGAUAGGUACAUAUAGAAAAAAACAAAUGAGAAAGAAAAAGUUGAGAGGCUGUACGUGGGAUAGAAAUUUUGAAAUUUUGCGUGAGAAAUGAUAAAGCAGCAAGAUUAGAAAAAAAAAUGAGGAGAUAAAAAAAUCAAAAUAAAUUGACAUAGCUAAAGUAUAGUAAGAAUGCUGAGAAUUUUUUAGCAAAGACUCAUAGAUCAUUGUUGAAGAUCGUUUUCAAAUGGUCAAGUAAUUUCAUCGAUUCCAUGUUUGAUUCCGACAAAGAAAAAGAGAAUCGAUGAGAUUGCGAGGUACCUGAAAAUCGAUAUACAAGCAAGAAAGGGCUAUCACAGAAGGUUAGGUUUGUCGAGAAGGUCCAACUAUUCCCAUGAGUAUAAAACCUCAAUAACGAUGGAAUAAUUUUUUGGAAAAAUGGUUCAAAUAGUAAAGCAAGAAGGAAGGAUUUGCCGAUUUUAGAUUUCUUGAUGAAGCACCGAGUGACCAAUCAACGAAUCAAUUUCUUUUUUUUUUUUUUCUUUUAGUAUUUGAAACAUACAAAAUUAUAUCAAUUAAAUCAGUACAAAGUAUGUUAUUGAGUUUGUAU